AUGGAGCAAGCGGUAGCACGCACCGUUCACGCCACAAAGUUGGUAAAGGAAGUGCCCGCCGUAUCUGGACAGCGCAACUUCAACUUGUACGAUGCAUAUGCAGAUGAAUGCAUGGCAAGGGGCAACAUAAUCGUCACCCUUUCAUGUCUCGCCCGGUUUCUUGGCGUUGCAGCUGACGAUUUUGACUUUGUCCGCGACCACAGGCUGGCUGCCGUUGUCCAUUUUGAAUGUCACGUUCUUGAUCAAGAAGGUCCAGACCUCGUCGCAGAAUCUGUACGUAUCAAGACUUCCCUGCAAUCCGGUCUCUCGUCAGUAGCACUUCUCGUAUCUCUCAAUGCCAGGGCCUCUGACCUUGAACUGCAGCCGGCUCUUCACAUUCUUCUGCAGCGUCUCGGUGAUAGCUUGGUCAAAGUUGCCCAGAAUCUUCAUCGCGAGCUGCGGGUUGAUGCGUUCGUCGCUGAUGAGGUCGUCGAGCGUGUCUGUCAGUGCGAGCCCGAUGCUGAGAGGGGUGACUGGCUGAAGCUUUGGCACAACCGGCCCAUCACCCUUGCCCAGCCAACAUACCGACGCAGACAGACGACCGGUUUCCUCCUCCCCGAAGCACUCCCUAAGCCACCGCCGUCAGUCACGAUGAGCCUCAAGUAUGGACUGGGCGUCGUCGCAUCAUUCUUGGUCAUUGUGGCAUUCUACAUGCUCUUGACUGGCAACGGCGAGUCCUUCAACUUCGGCGCCUUUCUUGAAUCCGUCUCUCCCUAUGCCUGGGCCGAUUUGGGCAUUGCUCUGUGCAUUGGCCUCUCGGUUGUCGGCGCGGCAUGGGGCAUAUUCAUCACCGGAUCGUCCAUUCUCGGCGCUGGCGUCAAGGCUCCGCGCAUCCGAACGAAGAACCUCAUCUCAAUCAUCUUCUGCGAGGUCGUCGCCAUCUACGGCGUCAUCAUGUCCAUCGUCUUUUCCUCCAAGCUCGACCCUGUCGAUGGCCCUGCCGCCUAUUCUGCCAACGCCUUCUACACCGGCUACGCCCUGUUUUGGUCCGGCCUGACCGUUGGCUUCUGCAACCUUGUCUGUGGCGUGGCUGUGGGCAUCAAUGGCAGCGGUGCCGCCCUAGCAGAUGCUGCUGACCCCUCUCUCUUCGUCAAGAUCCUUGUCAUUGAGAUUUUCAGCUCAGUUCUCGGCCUCUUUGGCCUCAUCAUUGGCCUGCUUGUGUCUGGCAAGUCCGAGCCGUUUGGUGCCACGGCGUAG
Messenger RNA from Drechmeria coniospora, 1236 nucleotides. RefSeq names its product vacuolar ATP synthase 20 kDa proteolipid subunit. NCBI's taxonomy places the organism in Eukaryota, Fungi, Ascomycota, Sordariomycetes, Hypocreales, Ophiocordycipitaceae. Gene Ontology annotation, biological process: proton transmembrane transport. Gene Ontology annotation, cellular component: proton-transporting V-type ATPase, V0 domain. Gene Ontology annotation, molecular function: proton-transporting ATPase activity, rotational mechanism. The transcript is spliced from 5 exons. The record is from RefSeq and is a predicted model, not a curated record. The coding region runs from base 1 to 1236 and encodes 411 amino acids.